Messenger RNA from Brassica oleracea var. oleracea, 1825 nucleotides. Its product is annotated as 6-phosphogluconate dehydrogenase, decarboxylating 3-like. Gene Ontology annotation, molecular function: phosphogluconate dehydrogenase (decarboxylating) activity; NADP binding. Gene Ontology annotation, biological process: pentose-phosphate shunt; pentose-phosphate shunt, oxidative branch. The coding region runs from base 218 to 1684 and encodes 488 amino acids. Gene Ontology annotation, cellular component: cytosol. The record is from RefSeq and is a predicted model, not a curated record. NCBI's taxonomy places the organism in Eukaryota, Viridiplantae, Streptophyta, Magnoliopsida, Brassicales, Brassicaceae. The transcript has 3 exons.
CACCACCAACCCACCUCUUCUCACCUAACGCAGAGUGGCCAACUUUGACAAAUACUUUUAUUUCCAAUUGGUGCGAAUCAGACCCGUUCAUUUGCUAUAUAUCUCUGUUGCUCCCAAAAUCACCACUCCGAAAUUCUUACGCGUUUCAGAUCUCUCCUGGUAAAAACUCAAAUCAAUUUCGGGAGAAAGCAGGGAGAAGAAGAAGAAGACAAAUACAAUGGCUGUUCAACCAACAAGAAUAGGUCUAGCUGGACUAGCCGUGAUGGGACAGAACUUAGCUCUCAACAUUGCUUCCAAAGGCUUCCCAAUCUCAGUCUACAACAGAACAACUUCCAAAGUCGACGAAACCGUCGAACGAGCCAAGAAAGAAGGAAACCUCCCCGUCUACGGCUUCCACGACCCUGAGUCCUUCGUCAACUCCAUUCAAAAACCACGUGUCAUAAUCAUGCUCGUCAAAGCCGGUGCCCCCGUCGACCAGACCAUCAAGACCCUCUCUGCUUAUUUGGAAAAAGGUGAUUGCAUUGUGGACGGUGGUAACGAAUGGUAUGAGAACACCGAGAGGAGAGAAAAAGCCGUGUCUGAGAACGGUUUCCUCUACCUAGGAAUGGGAGUCUCCGGCGGCGAAGAAGGCGCUCGUAACGGCCCGUCUCUGAUGCCUGGAGGGUCCUUUGACGCUUACAAGAACAUCGAAGACAUUCUCCUCAAGGUUGCGGCUCAGGUCAGAGACAGUGGUCCUUGUGUGACUUACAUUGGUAAAGGCGGGUCUGGGAACUUUGUUAAAAUGGUCCACAACGGGAUCGAGUACGGUGACAUGCAGCUGAUUGCUGAAGCCUAUGACGUUUUGAAAUCCGUUGGUAAGCUAUCUAACGAGGAGCUUCACGGAGUCUUCACCGAGUGGAACAAAGGUGAGCUCGAGAGUUUCUUGGUGGAGAUCACAGCGGAUAUCUUCGCCAUCAAGGAUGAUAAGGGAGAUGGGCAUUUGGUUGACAAGGUUUUGGACAAAACGGGAAUGAAAGGUACCGGGAAAUGGACUGUGCAGCAAGCAGCUGAGCUCUCUGUUCCUUCUCCCACCAUUGAAUCCUCUCUCGACGCGAGGUUCCUCAGCGGGCUAAAAGAUGAGCGUGUGCAAGCCGCUAAGGUCUUUAAAGAAGGUGGGUUCGGAGAUGUCUUAACCGACCAAACCGUUGACAAGAAGCAGCUCAUCGACGACGUGAGGAAGGCUCUCUACGCGUCGAAAAUCUGCAGCUACGCGCAAGGGAUGAACCUAAUCCGCGCCAAGAGCAUGGAAAAGGGCUGGGGCCUUAAGCUAGGCGAGCUGGCGAGGAUCUGGAAAGGAGGGUGCAUCAUCAGAGCAAUCUUCUUGGACAGGAUCAAGCAAGCUUACGACAGGAACGCAGAGCUGGCUAACCUCUUGGUGGAUCCCGAGUUUGCGAAAGAGAUCAUCGAGAGGCAGUCGGCUUGGAGAAGAGUGGUCUGCUUGAGUAUCAACUCGGGUAUUAGCACUCCCGGUAUGUCUGCGAGUCUGGCGUACUUUGAUUCUUACAGGAGAGAGAGGCUGCCGGCGAACCUUGUGCAAGCUCAGAGAGAUUACUUUGGUGCUCAUACUUAUGAGAGGACUGAUGUUGAAGGCUCUUUCCACACCGAGUGGUUCAAGAUCGCAAGACAAUCCAAAUCCAACAUGUGAUGAUGAUGUUUCACUCUCUGUUUCUCUCCUUCAAUAAUAUUUUUCACACUGAAUGUGUUGUUUCCUCGAUGUGUGAAAUACCUUACGUUAUGAUUUGUAAGUUUUUAAUUAUUUUGGUUCAAAUUGUUACUUUUCUUUUAA